Thamnophis elegans (Western terrestrial garter snake) is the source of this 3634-nucleotide messenger RNA. It is a transcript of the gene GRAMD2B, whose product is annotated as GRAM domain containing 2B. The transcript is spliced from 14 exons. The record is from RefSeq and is a predicted model, not a curated record. Lineage: Eukaryota; Metazoa; Chordata; Lepidosauria; Squamata; Natricidae. The coding region runs from base 550 to 1821 and encodes 423 amino acids.
UCCACGUUUCACCUUGGGCAGACUUUUAAUACGAAUUUCAUUGCUUCAGUCCCCUCAGUCCCACCGUGAUCUCCAUCUUCUCUCGAUUUUUUCUUAACCCUCUCAUCCGACUUUUUCAAAGCUGCUGAGCUGUAAAAAGAGCUGUCGUUUCCGUGUUUGAAUAAUCGGGUGAAUCUCCGACGAGCUGGUGGGACUGGUUUUUUCUCUUUCCUUCCAGAGUUUGUGGGUCGAGAAGAAGGCGGCUGGCUCGCUCCCGGACUUUCCUUCUCUCCUCCCUCUGUGCCUCAGCCUAUAAAGCUGGGCGGGCAACCAUACCAGUUCAAACUCGCUCAGGUUAGUUAGGGGCUAAGGAAGAAAAAGGGAAGGGGGGAGGGGAAACCCCGCGCACGGUCUCAUUUUGUGCUUUGAGCUUGCGAAGUAGUGUAAUGUGAUAGGAAGGCGGAAACGCUAGAAAUGCUCGGAGGGAGUCCCAUUUGAAUAUUAUCAGCAGGGAGAAGGGGGAGUAGAGCCAGAGGAGAGGACCUAGCAGAGGCGAACUUUUGCUUCCCGAUGGUGUUCAUGACUGAUCUUCAGCCUGACGGGGACGAACUAAAGCCCAUCAGAGUGGCCAGUAAAAAGGAAAAAGCGGCUUUAAUCCAUUCAGAAAAUGAAAAGGGAACAGAAGAAAAGAAGAAAUCGGGAAAACCAAGUUUUUUGGUGCCACAAAUAUCAUUUAAUGAAGCUGAUUAUUUUGAAGACCAGAAAAAAGCUGCAAUUUCACGGUCAAAGACAAUUGUGGAUAAUAGUUUCUUGAUGUUAGAUGGCAAGAAUGACUCAAAGGCUGAAAGGAAGAAGCAUACUUCAAACCAGUUUAAGGCAAAUGCUCAUUUUCACAAGCUGUUUCUGGAUGUCCCAAUUGAUGAACCCUUGAGACAAAAUUUCACCUGUGCCUUACAGAAAGAAAUUAUGUACCAAGGGAAGCUAUAUGUAUCAGAGAACUGGAUUUGCUUCCAUUCCAAAGUCUUUGGCAAAGAUAUCAAGAUUACUAUACCUGUGUUAUCUGUAACACUAAUAAAGAAGACUAAAACUGCCAUUUUAGUGCCAAAUGCUCUCAUUAUAGCUACAGUCUCAGAUAGGUACAUGUUCGUCUCUUUUCUGUCCAGAGACACUGUUUACAAACUGUUAAAAUCUGUUUGCAGUCAUCUAGAGGAUGCGAGUGUUGGCAACAGUCCUAAUCCUUCUCCCCUAGAAAGUAGUUUCAGAGCUGAUCGUCCUACAACAUUACCUCUGGAUUUCAGUCAUGAUUUCUCUGAACUGGAUGGCAUCAUACAGAGACGUAGACAGGAGAUGGAAGAAUCCAGCAGCACUGGUUCUCAAAGCCCAGAAUUGGAACACUUUCAAGAUUACCAUGAGACUGAUAAGCAGUCUCAUUUCAAAAGUUCCAAGACAGACAUGAAAGAUGUACAGUCCAAAUGUAGAUGUGAUGAUCAAAUUAGGAACGUUUCAAGAAACAUUUCUUCAGGAAUCCUCGGAUCUUUCGACAGAAUGAAUUUUCAAUUAUUUUUGUCGGUGACUCACAUACUCAUUGUUUAUGCUAUUCUUGUUUUUAUCCUCAUUUGUUCCACAUUCUAUAUGCGAUAUAAAGUUCAUCGUUUGGAAGAGCAACUUGUAUCCAUGGCUUCUACUGUGAAUCCACAUAUGAAUGAAUUUCCAUUACAAGGUGGCUUGGGAUAUCACCAAAAAUUUAAUGUUGACGGUCUAUAUGCCGAGCUAACAGCUAAUCUUAUUAAACUGGAAAAGAUACAAAGCAAUUUACAGAAGCUACUUGAAGACAAUAAGUGAACUGCCGAUUGCCUUUUGAUUACUUCAUUCGCACAUUUUUUCUCCAGAUAAGCAACUCUGAAGAUAAUAUCAGGCUUAGCCAAUCAAGUUAUGUGUACUUGAGCUCAGUUCAAAUUCACAACUCUUGGGCAACUUAUUUUCUCAGAGGACAAUCCAUUUCUUUGUCUACACUGUAUAGGAUGAAUAACUGAGAGGAUCCAUCUCAGGCCUUAUUAUUAUGAUCCUGACUGGCUCAGGUUUGACUCAGCCUCCUUCUGAGCCUAGUAAAAUGCAGACCCAGAUUGUUGCGGCCAAUAUGCUGAAUGUGUAAAGCGCUUAGAGAGAACAGUAAAGCACUGUGAAGAGGUAUAUAUGUCUAAGUGCUAUUGCUGUUAUAUUACUUAAACUUACCAUAAAUCCAUUCUGUUGUACUGUAUUUUAAGCAACCAAUAUGAGCAUAUACAAUUUGCUGUGCAACUAAGUCUGGAAAAGUUUAUAGCUUGUAUAUGCUUAUAUCUUGAACAUUCUAGUUUCCUCCUUUUUUUCCCCUACCUAAGAAGGAAAGUCUGAACAUAUCCAGAAUGGCAUUAGCUGGACUCUAUAAAUUUAAUUUUGUGAAUACGUUAGCCUUCUGAUUUGAUCAAGUUCUUUCUGGCACCUUCCUACAGAGUUGCCAAAUAGAAUCUGUGCUGUUUGCUCAGCUGCAAUUAAAUAUAUGUUCCUGUUUUACACAGGAUCAUGAAUGCACACAUGCUGUAUACCUAUAUCCACUAAAGCCUUCAUUGGUAAAGUUUUCUAUCAUGCCCAGGUACAAGUAAAGCACAUCAGAGGACUUUUACAAUCAAAGUUUAACAAUCCUAAUUCCAUAGAGUUGGCUCAGACCAAGUUAGUAACACGUUGGGUUAGUUGAAAUUUGUGUCUAUAUGUGUGUGUGUGUUUCAGUGAUUGUUGACUCCUGUCAACAGCCUGGUGUGUCCCUGCAGUUUUGUUGGCAAAGAUUCUGAAGUGGUUUGGUUUACCGCCUUCCUAGGAGAGAUCGUUUCAUGGUCUCCCAUCUUCCAGCUGGCUUUGUGCCUAAGGUGGGACUAGAACUCAUAGUCUCCUGGCUUCUAGCCCAGUGCCUUAACAACUAUACCGAGCUGCCUAUCUUUAGACCUUAAUUUGACAUUAUUUUAGAAUUACAUUGGUCUUAGUGAGUCACUAAUACAGUCAUUUGUAUAAGUGAUAGCCCUAAUUUCUACUUGAGUUUAAAUAUGUCGACAAUAUUAAGCCCAAUAAAUGGGUCAAUUUAGGUGGCCUGAAAUCUGUGCAUUCGUAUCCAAUUACGCAAUUGAUAUGUCCAAUAAGUCCAAUAAACCUAAACCUUUUAGAUAAAACAGCAUAGUCAUCUAUAAAACUAAAGUGAAGUUCAGAUACUAAUAUAGACAUCAUUAUAGGAGUCUAUAUUAUUCCAACCAAACCAAUUGAUAAACUUGUACAUUUGACAUACUUUAAAUUAGUUAUAAGCCAAGGUUUUGUGGCUUUUUACUUUAUUUUUCCUUUUAUUUUUUAUAUACUGUAUAUCUUACUGUAUUGGGGUAUUGCAAUCGAUCUUAUUUGUAUUAGAAUUUUCAUUUCAUUCAUUCUUAUGGAAAGAUGGCUAAUCCAUGAGUUCAGCAUCUCAAAACAAGUGAUGAAAUAAUGUGCAAUAUUAGUCCGUAGCAUUUUAAUUUAAAGCCAUAAUUUUUCCAUUAGAAAAUCCUUAACUUCUGCUAUAUACAUAGUCCUCGAUUUAUGACCACAAUUGAGCCCAAGAUUUAUGUUGCUAAGCAAGACAUUUGUUAAGUGUGUUUGG